Molecule: messenger RNA, 1565 nt
Organism: Morone saxatilis (striped sea-bass)
Lineage: Eukaryota; Metazoa; Chordata; Actinopteri; Moronidae
Gene: th
Product: tyrosine hydroxylase
Exons: 13
Coding region: 96-1565 (489 amino acids)
Biological process (GO): dopamine biosynthetic process from tyrosine
Cellular component (GO): axon; cytoplasm; perikaryon
Molecular function (GO): iron ion binding; tyrosine 3-monooxygenase activity
Source: RefSeq, a predicted model, not a curated record
CCGGAGAGGUCUAGAGAGCGCCACAACUGCCCUGCCACUUUAGUCACACUUUGGCACGCAAACCAAGACAAUACAGAAGACUCCAACGCCUAAAUAUGCCCCUUUCAAGCAGCUCCACGUCCUCCACAAAGAGCAUCCGCAGAGCAGCAUCCGAGCUGGAGAGGUCUGACUCCAUCACGUCUCCAAGAUUCAUCGGCAGGCGUCAAAGCUUGAUCGAGGACGCGCGCAAGGAGAGGGAAGCCGCCGCCGCAGCGGCAGAGGCUGCAGAGGCCAGUGAACAGAUAGUGUUUGAGGAGGACGACGGGAAAGCGCUCCUGAACAUCUUCUUCACUUUAAGAAGCUCCAAGACACCUGCACUGUCGCGGACACUCAAAGUUUUCGAGACAUUUGAAGCUAAGAUUCAUCAUUUGGAGACGCGACCAUGUCGAAAGCUCAAGGAGAACCUGGAAGGCCUGGAGUACUUUGUUCGCUGUGAGGUGCACCUCUCAGAUGUCAGUACUCUUAUCAGCUCCAUCAAGAGGAUUGCAGAGGAUGUUAAAACCACCAAAGAAGUCAAAUUCCAUUGGUUCCCAAAAAGAAUAGCAGAUUUGGACAGAUGUCAUCAUCUGGUCACAAAAUUUGAUCCAGACUUGGAUCAAGACCAUCCUGGCUUCACAGACCCUGCUUACAGACAGAGGAGGAAAAUGAUUGGAGACAUCGCCUUCAGAUACAGACACGGGGAUUCGAUUCCCAGAGUGGAAUACACAGAGGAGGAGAUUGGCACAUGGAGGGAAGUCUACUCAACUCUGAGGGACUUGUACGUCACCCAUGCCUGCAGUGAAUACCUCGAGGCCUUCCGUCUCCUGGAAAGGCAUUGUGGGUACAGUCCAGACAACAUUCCCCAGUUAGAGGACGUGUCACGCUUCCUCAAAGAGCGUACAGGGUUCAUACUGCGUCCAGUGGCAGGUCUGCUCUCAGCCAGAGAUUUCCUUGCCAGUUUGGCAUAUCGGGUGUUCCAGUGCACCCAAUACAUCCGACACGCCUCUUCCCCUAUGCACUCCCCAGAGCCUGACUGUGUCCAUGAACUGCUGGGCCACGUCCCCAUGCUGGCCGACCGUACUUUUGCCCAGUUUUCACAGAACCUUGGUCUGGCAUCACUUGGAGCUUCGGAUCAAGAUAUUGAGAAACUGUCCACAUUAUACUGGUUCACCGUCGAGUAUGGCUUAUGCAAACAGAACGGGGAGGUGAAGGCUUACGGUGCUGGACUGCUUUCCUCUUAUGGAGAGCUUGUGCACUCACUGUCCGACGAACCAGAGACGAGAGAGUUUGAUCCAGAGGCCGCGGCAGUGCAGCCGUAUCAGGAUCAGACGUACCAGCCUGUCUACUUCAUUUCUGAGAGUUUUUCAGAUGCCAAGGAGAAAUUCAGAACCUACGUGACCGGUAUCAAACGUCCCUUCUCAGUGAGGUUUGAUCCGUACACCAGCAGUGUGGAGGUGCUGGACAACCCGCUGAAGAUCCAAGGAGGCCUGGAAGGUGUGAAGGAUGACCUUAAGAUGCUGACAGAUGCCCUCAGUGUUUUGUCAUGA